AUGGCGCCAUGGUGGGACUGCGACUCCGUAUAUUGCGGCUUUUGGAGUAAUCAAAGUAAUCACCCUGUCUAUCGCGGGACCUUGACGCUACCAAGUCAGUGGGCUCUGAUUCUUGUGGGUUUUUUCACCCUAUUCAUCACGAUCAUUGGCGGGUACCUGUGGGGCACGAUCGCCUUUGUCAUCCACCAAGUCAAUUCUUCGAGCAAACCACAGCUUGGUUCGCACCAUCAGCUGCAGCUCAUCCUCCGCAACACCGAGAGUGACGCCUCUUUCAUCAGCCACCUGAGCAGGAUAGCAUGGGCACACCGCCAUGGCGGGUCCAAAAUCUAUUGCAAGAGCGUGGUCUUGUUUUUAUUUGCAAGUUUGUACGCUCUUGUCUUUGCGCUGGGAGGUGGCUUCUCAAGCAGACUUAUCGUCGCUCGGGAUCCGAGUGUUCUUACCAUUGACCGGCACUGCGGCUGGCUCCAAGAACCUACCUAUCUAAACCCACCAGAACCCACGCUCGACACCAUCUACUCGAUUCCAGGAGCACAAUUAUACGAAUACAUCAAUGUAGUCACCGUCAUGCUGCGUAACGCCUUCCGCAGAAGUGCUAGUCACUCGCGGUCUUGCUACGGCCACUUGGGAGAGAACUCCACGGCUUGCAACAACUUCGUGCAGCCAACCUUGCCCUACACUAUCAAUCGAGAUGUAACGUGUCCUUUCAAUAAGAAGGCAUGCAAUGGCACCGCUAUCUCCCUUGAUACGGGUAGGCUGCGCUCCGAUAUUCAUCUGGGAGUCAACACACGUCCGGAGGAUGCGCUCUCCGUCAGAAAAGUUCUCACAUGCGUACCUCUGGCUGGGGAGAAGUACGCGACUGGCUGGCAGCAGAUCAUACCAGAGACAGCUUUUGCAACUGGUCUACCAUUCGACACGAAAGUAAAGUCCUACGCGUUUGGUCCGAGGCCGAUUGUCUUUGGGCAAAAUGUUGGCGUUGUCGGCUUGAAUUACACCUCUGGCAUGGACGAGAUUCGCUGGGUGCGAGGUGUUCAGCCUUACAGUCUUCAGAUCAGUAAUGCAAUCCUCGACCUACCUCCGAACUCUGUCUGGAAUCAGUUCACACCAAUCGAUGAUAUGUUAAACACUACGGCAGACACUACUAUUAUCGGAUUGACAGACAGGAACACUUUUGGCGCCUUAGUCUCAGAUCCUUGGUUUCGCGCAGACAAUUGCACUGUCUUCCCAGGGUCAUUGGCUCCCAUGUAUUGCAAAGCGCCGAAUCCGCUGUCCUUCCUUGGCUGUCAAGAGCAAUAUCAGUUCUGCAAAGCAGGUUCAGCCGAUUCUUCUGCGACACCAGAUCCUGCAACCAAAGGUUCCCAUUCUUGUACUCCACUUACUGGCCUCUACAAGCUCUUCCCAGAUCUUUUGUUCGCCAAGGGACCCCAAUGGAACGGUACCACACUCACCGACCUCAAUCCUACCCAGGAGGCCCUCUACUACUUUUUAGCAAAGAUAAUAUCAAGCAGCCAGCUCCAUUGGCAGCUCGGCUUCAUAGGCCACGAGAACCUGAUCGCGCAAGAUGCGCUUUGGGAUAGUGGGUUUGGUUUCGAGAUGUCUGCAGGCCUGCCUUCUAAUCAAUGGGAAACUGAGGUCAUGAAUUGGAUGAACGUCUCUCUCUCGAGCACACAACGUGGAGCUGUGGCAUACAGUCGCCCCGGUCAGUACGAUGUCAGCAGCACCAACUCAAGCCUGCAGUACAUCGAACAACCACAGGACCCAGAAUUGCGCAACCUUUGCGGCAGAAUCAAGAUACGGAGUGGCCGGCAUACCUCCUUCUCCGUCAUCGGCAUGGCAGCUACCAUCUCGUUUGGCCUUAUGUGCAUUCUCUGCAGCUAUGCCAUCCGGCCGUUGUUCACUUGGAUCCAACGCCGCACAGGGCACGGCAUCUACAAGACUCAAGAGUGGACGGACUCAUCCACAUUCCAGUUGCAACGCAUGGCAGCUGAAGGCAAAGGUAUUGGGCCUUGGAAAGGCAAAGAAGGCGACGUGCCGACCUUGGUGGAACCGGAAUUUCGGUUCAGCUUGGCUGAUAGAAGACAAUAUGGCAAUGUCGAGAGCAAUUCGGACUUCGUUGGCAACACCGGGUAUGGAGUUCAAUAUCAACCUCUGAACAAGCGCUUAAGCCCUCAGGAGGAGGAAGCUGAUUCGCAGGACUUUGUUGAGCUGAGGAAUUUAGGAGGAAGAACUGCUUACAGUUCGUGA
This is a messenger RNA of Alternaria atra, 2241 nucleotides long. RefSeq lists its product as uncharacterized. The transcript has 3 exons. Lineage: Eukaryota; Fungi; Ascomycota; Dothideomycetes; Pleosporales; Pleosporaceae. The record is from RefSeq and is a predicted model, not a curated record. Bases 1 to 2241 code for a protein of 746 amino acids.